Hyalella azteca is the source of this 1325-nucleotide messenger RNA. RefSeq names its product p53 and DNA damage-regulated protein 1-like (gene Pdrg1). The record is from RefSeq and is a predicted model, not a curated record. The transcript is spliced from 2 exons. Lineage: Eukaryota; Metazoa; Arthropoda; Malacostraca; Amphipoda; Hyalellidae. Bases 142 to 633 code for a protein of 163 amino acids.
UUGUGCAUGAAUUACUGAUGUUAAAUUAUGUCUUUUGUACCUUAAACUUUUUUGACACAUCUUUCCUUGCAACAGAAAUUCAUUUUUAUAGCAAAUAUCUGUUUAAAAAAACUGGUUAGAAUCCAUUAAUUCUAGUACACAAUGGCGGAAUCUCAGGAGAUGCAGCAGCUGCACAAGCUCUUAGAAGAUUUGGAGGCAGUGGCAGAAGAAGUGAUGUGCGAUCAGCAGGAAAUUAUCACCUUAGACAAGAGACGCAACACAAAUCGUGAAGCACUUCGUGCUCUCAAGAAGACUUGUGUGCCUAAACAUCAGCCCCUUGCUCCUGAAGAAUGUGCCAGCACAUCAAGCCUUCCAUCAGUCCCUUUAUGCCAUUCUGCUGUCAAUUCCAGCCAUGCAUGGAUGUGCAUUGGGGACAUGUUCAUGAGCAUGCCAAAGACAUUCCUCGUGUCUUCAAUAGAAAAAGAACAGGAACAAAUGGAUAAAGCGAUUGACCGGCUGCGAGAUGGCCUGCGACACAAAGUUGACACUCUCCGCAGACUGGAAGGUGAAGAGCCCAGACGUGGGGCGCUGCUGAGACCGCUCAGCAGGGACGAGUGGGCUGGAGUUGAGAAAAUGGUAGCUCACACGAAGUAGUUGUAGCCUUAUUCUGCAUUACCAUUUCCAAACUUGAAUUGUUUUAUUUAUUAUACAGCUCACACGAAGUAGUUGCAGCCUUAUUUUGCAUUACCAUUUCCAAACUUGAAUUGUUUUAUUUAUUAUACAGCUCACACAAAGUAGUCAUAGGCUUAUUCUGUAUUACCAUUUCCAAAUCGGAAUUUUAUUUAUUUAUUAUAUCAUAUGGUCAAGGUCAAAUUGUUCGUCAUUCGGUCUAAAUUGUGGAACUUAGAGCUGAUAGAUAACUUGAGCAUAGAUACUCAAGUUUGUUACUUUUCUCCGACUUGUGUCGGAGAAACAAUUUCAACUUAUUUACAUGUUUACCAUUUAUCAAGGCAAAUACCCAAAGACCGUGAAAAAUGCACUAACUUCAGAUGUAGAGUCAGAUGGCAAUUGUUUCGAUCUUAGACAAUAAUUUCAUUUGAAUCAUCCCCUUGAUUGCUAUCUGUUCGUAACACUUCCUUGUGUUAGCCCUUGUACCGAGCCUAUAUAUGGCCUCUGACAAGACCAGGAAGUCGGUCAUAAGCAAGAACGACUGCGUAAAUGUUCGACUCGCUCCCUUGCGAGUCGUGAGCCUAAGAUAGAAAGUGUUUUAACCUCGUACUCCGAUCUAUAUUCCUAUAAACUGUAAGCCAUGUACAGUCCAUAAAUAAGUACUCCGUUUAUCUUUA